AUGUUUUUUAAUGUUGGUUACUAUCUUUGUGAUCAAGCUAUUCCUAAAAAUGGAGUUACAUCAUUUGCAUUCAAAAUCAUUUAAUUAAGUAAUUAUUGUUAUAUUGGUAUUGGAAUGAGAGAAAUAAUCUAAAAAAUAAUAAUGGUGGAAAUACUGGUAUUGGCUAUGGGUAUUAAGUUAUUUUAUGCUAUUAGAUCCUAUAAAAUAAAUUAAGAUAAAAGUUGUUAUUCACACUAUGAAAAAGAUAAAAAUGGUAAAUAAAUAUCAUUUGAUUUCACAAUUAAUGAUAUCGUAAUUUUAGAAGUUGACAUUUAUAACAGAUAUGUAAAAUGGACCAAAGCCAACACAAAACAAUCAUUCAUAAUUAUUCUAAUUCUAUUCCAUAAUAGAAUCUUUAAAUAGAUACAACUUAUGA
This is a messenger RNA of Paramecium pentaurelia, 415 nucleotides long. The record is from the annotation of a GenBank genome assembly. Lineage: Eukaryota; Ciliophora; Oligohymenophorea; Peniculida; Parameciidae.